GCGUGUGUGGUGGUCAGUCUGGUGGUGGAGAGAGCCCUGUUGACAUCUGGAAGUGAAGAAAGAGUGACGAUGGUACCUCUACGUCUCGUACUACUGUUGGUAGCGGUGGGUCUGCCUACCUCGCUGGCUACGGGAGGUUGCAGGUCGCCCUUCCUGCCUUACCUCAAUCAGUACUGUCUCCACACCGUCAUCUUCUACAAACUGGACGGUACCGGCAAGCCCUUGAAGUGGUCUGAGGCCCAACACCACUGUAAGACACUUGGGGGUUCCUUAGCUAUCCUGGAUCGCCCUGAGAAGCUGGAAUAUGUCUCGGGUUUGUUGGACUCCUCACAUCCAGCCGAGACCAAAGCCGGUUACAUCUAUUGGCUGGGAGGGGUCCGGCAUGGGACUUCCAGCGCCUGGAAGUGGGGUGACAACACCGUCAUCAGCCUCACAUCAAACCUGUGGUCUCCAAGCAACCCAUCCAAGACCCCAGGCACUCGUUACGUGAUGUUAGUUCCUGUCGAUCAGGUCCACGGUCGUCGUUUCCUGGUGGAUUACUCUGAGGAUCAAACAGCUCCUGCCUUCAUCUGUGAGAGUAAACUUACCUGAAGGAUCCCUGUGUAGCCCCUGGAGGACGACUAGGAGUUUCUGGUAGCCUAAUGGGGGAGACGGGGUGUUAAUGGAAGAAUACCUAGGGAUUACCUGUGGAUUUUUUGAUACCUGGGAUGUACUUUUGGGGUAUGAAGGAGAAGUAAACACACACACGAGACAUAAACACACACACGAGACAUAAACACACACACGAGACAUAAACACACACGAGACAUAUACACACACACACGACAGACAAACAGACACUGAAACACAUAUUAUUCAGCUUACCUUUUGUUAUUGUUAUUCUAGGAGGUAAUUAAUAUUGCUGUUAUGGUUACAAUAUGUCUAACGUGUUAUGUUAUGAUGAAAUAAAAAUGCCAUAUAACCAUC
Molecule: messenger RNA, 966 nt
Organism: Homarus americanus (American lobster)
Lineage: Eukaryota; Metazoa; Arthropoda; Malacostraca; Decapoda; Nephropidae
Exons: 4
Coding region: 70-591 (173 amino acids)
Source: RefSeq, a predicted model, not a curated record